UUUGUAGCUAUAAAUUGUGAGACUUGGAUUUUCUCAAGCCAUUCACCCCAUAGAGAAAACACAAGAGAAACUAAAGGAAAAGGAAAAAGAAAUAUAUAUACAGAGAGAUGGAGCUGGAUAUUAAUGAACAAAGUUUCUUACAGGAAUUAUUGGCUCUGAGAAGAGACAACUGGGACACAGUCCCACCACAAAUGAAUGACAUUUUCUCUAAUGGCUUCAACUUCGAUUGCUUUGAUGAUGCUUCAGCAGCUGCCGGUUUUCUUCCUCAGUCUUUCUGCCAAGAUUUCUCACUGCCAUUGGAGCAAGAUUUGAGUUUCAACUUCGAUGAAGCCUACGGACCAUUUGGCGAUGAAUUCUCUGCAGCGCCACAAGUGACUGAUACAUCGAGUAACACGUUCGAUACACUGCCGUUCCCGGUUCAAGACGAUCAUCGUCACUGGAUGAAUAUGGUGGAGGAAGAAGAAUGGGGGACCCUUGUAGAUGAAAUCAACAUGUUGGAUCCACAAGCACCCGCUUGCAAAGUAGAGCCUAUUAGAUCACCCGAAGCACCGGUUUUCAACGUUGGGAGCUGCAGUGUAGACCGCAACAAUCGAGCCAAGAGAUUAAAGGGUCAGCCAUCGAAGAAUCUAAUGGCCGAGAGAAGGAGACGAAAGCGGCUAAAUGACCGCCUUUCGAUGUUACGAUCAAUUGUUCCUAAGAUAAGCAAGAUGGAUAGGACAUCCAUACUUGUAGAUACCAUAGAUUACACAAAGGAGCUCCUUGAGAGGAUCAAGAGUUUGCAGCAAGAAAUGGAAGCAGGUCCAAAUGAGUUAAACAUGUCUCACAUUUUCAAAGAUGUAAAACCAAAUGAAAUCUUGGUGAGAAAGACACCAAAGUUCGAAGUGGAAAGGAGAAAUGUGGAUACGAGGAUUGAGAUUUGUUGCACGGGGAAACCAGGAUUGUUGUUGUCGACACUAACGACGUUGGAAGCAUUAGGCCUUGAUAUUCAACAAUGUGUUAUUAGCUGUUUCAAUGAUUUUGCAAUGCAAGCUUCUUGCGCAGAGGACUUGGAACAGAGAACAUUGAUAAGUUCUGAAGACAUAAAGCAAACGUUGUUUAGAAAUGCUGGAUAUGCAGGAAGAUGUUUGUAGGAACAAAACUGAAUGACUACAAAAGAAGCAGUUUUCUAGUGAUUAUUAUUAUUAUUUUUGGGUUCUAAAUUCUCUGUUUUAUUUCUAAAAUGAGCUUUUGAAUUGAUUGGAUUGUUAAUAAAUUUUGCCCUCUUAAACUGGAGUUGUUUAUUAAUGCAAAAUUCUUUAUUACUAAA
Molecule: messenger RNA, 1306 nt
Organism: Gossypium raimondii (Peruvian cotton)
Lineage: Eukaryota; Viridiplantae; Streptophyta; Magnoliopsida; Malvales; Malvaceae
Product: transcription factor bHLH93
Exons: 4
Coding region: 108-1130 (340 amino acids)
Biological process (GO): regulation of DNA-templated transcription
Cellular component (GO): nucleus
Molecular function (GO): DNA-binding transcription factor activity; protein dimerization activity; sequence-specific DNA binding
Source: RefSeq, a predicted model, not a curated record